Exophiala viscosa is the source of this 2424-nucleotide messenger RNA. Its product is annotated as putative purine permease. Gene Ontology annotation, molecular function: xanthine transmembrane transporter activity. Gene Ontology annotation, cellular component: fungal-type vacuole; plasma membrane. Gene Ontology annotation, biological process: transmembrane transport; xanthine transport. NCBI's taxonomy places the organism in Eukaryota, Fungi, Ascomycota, Eurotiomycetes, Chaetothyriales, Herpotrichiellaceae. The transcript is spliced from 2 exons. Bases 466 to 2232 code for a protein of 588 amino acids. The record is from RefSeq and is a predicted model, not a curated record.
CAGUGUUUGUUAUCGGAAGAUCAAGGACGAAAAGACAGUACGAGGCCACCGAAAACCUCCCUCGUACGGGGAGGGUCGGGCCAGGCCCGAAUGGCCCUGAAAAGGAAGCCGUGCCCCAGGCCUCGGGGGAUUUCGAAGUCAACUAACGUACCCGCAAGCCAAUCAGACGCCUGGACAUAUAGUACGACAACGCCUAUCGCCAGAAAGUUCGAGGCACAUGGGAUAGCCUAUCAUACACCAAACAUCAGAUCAUCCUGCAUAUCUCAACAUCGUAUCUCGCACGAAGAGAAUAUACCUUCCCCAAAUCGAUGAUUCACACGAACAUCUCCAUGCUCUCCGUGAAUGACCCGGCUUGUCUAGUCAUCAAAAUGGCAUAUAAAAACAGUGCCCCCAACAGCCCAGUUACCAUAUUGACAAUUGAACAACGUCCUCUUCUCCUCAAUCUCAAGGAUCAAUCUCUUCUUCAUGGACAUCGCCCCUAAAACAAUGGAAGACAAGACUAUCUUUACCGAAGGUUCGGUAGCCUCCACCCGUGAGGCCGCACUAGGGGGCACAUCACGACUUACCUGGGGCCAAAAAGCUAGCCAACUCAAAACAUACCUCGCCUCGAGAGAAGCAUGGUUGGGAGACUACGACUAUUGGUAUCUGGUCACCCCAAACAUACCGCCCUUCAAUCGGCGGUAUAAAGACAAGGCCAUCCCAUUCUACGGGCUGCAUGACCAAGUCCCAAUACUUCUCACCAUCAUUCUGGGGCUACAGCAUGCCCUGACAAUGAUUGGAUCGGUCGUCUCACCACCCCUGGCAAUUGCGUCUGGGGCAUUCAACCUACCCUCUGAGCAGGUGUCGUAUCUGGUGUCUGCUGCGUUCAUCACGACUGGCAUUGCAACAGCCCUUCAAGUUACUCGGGUACAUCUCAAAGGCACACCGUUCUUCAUCGGUACCGGCCUUUUGUCAGUCGUCGGCCCGACUUUCGACAUCCUACCCAUCGCAUUUUCAUACACCAGCAUGCGAUAUAGCAACGGCACGUGUCCAACCGCUGCAGAUGGAACUCAACUUCCAUGCCCAGAUGCCUGGGGUGCAAUACUUGGCACCAUGCUAUGUACAGUGCUGGUUCAGCUGCUGAUGUCCAUGGUGCCUCCGAGGUUGCUGAACAAGAUCUUUCCAAAGAUUGUGACGGGUGCCCUGCUGCUUCUCGUGGGAGUGUACCUGAUCGGAAAUGGAAUGCAGAAUCUGGGCGGAUCCUCCAACUGCAACGGCGGUACCGGCUACUAUGCUUUGUGUCCCAACAUUGACGCACCAAAGCCACUACCUUGGGCGCACCCCAAGCUUAUAGGUCUGGGUUUCAGCGUCUUUCUCAGCAUCAUCAUUGUCGAGCAAUUCGGCUCACCUCUGAUGAAGUCGGCCGCAGUCUUGAUCGGUCUGGCUGUCGGCUGCACUAUCUCUGGAGCCACUGGGUACUGGUCACGCGAAAACAUUGACGCAGCCCCUGUGGUCACUUUUCUCUGGGUUCACACCUUCAAACUUUCAGUCGACGGAGCAUUGGUGCUUCCAUUGCUCAUCAUGUUCAUCUGUGAAGCAGUGAGCUGUAUGCCUGAUAUAUUGGCCACGGCGGAAAUCUCCGGAGUUGAAGUCGAGGGCACACAAUUUAACAGCCGCAUCCAAGGAGGUAUCCUCUGCGACGGCCUAGGGAGUUUGAUCAGCGCGCUGGGAACAGGAUUGCCCAUGGUCUCUCAAGCGGGAAACAACGGCACGAUUGUGCUUACGGGCUGUGCGUCACGACGCGCUGGAUGGGCAGCUUCCGUCUUCCUCGUUCUCAUGGGGUUUUUCGCAAAAUUCGGUGCCGUCUUCUCCGCGAUGCCUCCGUCGGUGCUUGGUGGUAUGCAGUGCUUUCUUUACAGCACCAUCGCCGUGGCAGGUAUUCGCGUGCUUGGCUUGAUUGACUUCACCCGGCGCAACCGAUUCAUCUUGACUGUGUCUUUGGGUAUUGGUUUUAUCGACAUUGUGCAGCCUACAUGGUUUGAUCAGGUGCUGGACUACAGUGGCAACAAUGUCCAUCUUCAGGGGUUUGAGCAGGGUAUCAAUCUCAUUGUCGAGACGCCCUUCAUCAUUGCGGCCCUUGUCGGAGUAUUCCUCAAUCUGGUAUUGCCUAACGACAGGAGUAUGAUGGACGAUAUGAUGCUAGCUCGAAAUUCGAAGGGGGAGGUCACAAGUCUGCCACACAGCGAGGAAUGAAACAGUCGAAAAUUUGAGAUAGCAUGCUGAAGGGCGGGCACUUUUCCAUCCGAGGUCCUCGUUCAGUAGUGUUGGAUCACGUCAAGGAAAAGUCACAGUAAGAACGUCAGGUCUGCGUCUGACAUCCGUCAUCCGGUCUCCAUUGUGAGUAUGUAGUCAGACGCAUGAAACAAUCAAUGAAUUUGCACAUGA